Molecule: messenger RNA, 447 nt
Organism: Knipowitschia caucasica
Lineage: Eukaryota; Metazoa; Chordata; Actinopteri; Gobiiformes; Gobiidae
Source: the annotation of a GenBank genome assembly
AUGGAGUCCAAACAUGAAGCAUACGACAGCAGCAGUGACUCCAGCUGCGGGAGCCCGGGAUCACCUCCCUCCAGCCCGGCCCCGGGCAGCCCGCCUCCAGGCUGCAGCACUGGGGCCAAUGCUUUCGCAAACGACGGCAGCUUCAUGGAGAUGUUCAAGAAGAAGAUGGAAGCGGAGAAGCGGAAAAAAGAAGCAGACACAAGUGGAAUCGGGACACGUACCGAGCAUGCACCAGAGGAUAAGAAGUCCCCGGCUGUGACCACUUUUGUGGGGAAGCGCAGAGGCGGUGUGUUCCUAAAGACUGGCGUGGUCGCAAAGAAGCAGAAACAGGACUCAGAAAAGGAGCCAGGCAAGAGCGAUGCUUGGUCAAAGUACAUGGCUGAGGUGAAAAAGUACAAAGCGCAUCAGUGUGGCGACGACGACAAGACACGACCUCUUGUAAAGUGA